Molecule: messenger RNA, 1354 nt
Organism: Brassica oleracea var. oleracea
Lineage: Eukaryota; Viridiplantae; Streptophyta; Magnoliopsida; Brassicales; Brassicaceae
Product: cytochrome P450 71B4-like
Exons: 2
Molecular function (GO): iron ion binding; monooxygenase activity; oxidoreductase activity, acting on paired donors, with incorporation or reduction of molecular oxygen
Source: RefSeq, a predicted model, not a curated record
UCUGUUUUUAUAAUUACCGAACAACAGAAACACACAAAAAACGAAAACAAUGUCGAUUAUUUUGUGUUUCUUUUUGUUUCUUCUUCUCCCCGCUCUUUUCUCGUUAAUAUUCGUGAAGGAUAUCAAAUCCUCGAAACAAAAUCUUCCUCCAAGCCCACCACAGCUUCCUAUCAUCGGAAACCUACACCAGCUUCGAGGGUUGUUUCACAGAUGUCUUCAUCAUCUCUUGAAGAAACAUGGACCUUUGAUACUACUCCGUCUAGGGGUUCUUAGAAUGGUCGUGAUCUCAUCGAGUGAAGCAGCUGAAGAAGUUCUUAAAACCCAUGACACUGAGUGUUGUACAAGACCCGUCACUAUGGCCUCAACCGUUUUCUCGCGUAACGGUAAUGACAUCGGCUUUGGGGAAUACGGUGAGGCAUGGAGAGAGCUGCGUAAGCUCGCGGUUCGUGAGUUUUUCAGCGUGACAAAGGUUCGAUCUUUCAGGUACGUUAGAGAGGAAGAGUGUGACUUGAUGGUCAAGCAACUGAGAGAAUUGGCUUUGAAGCAAUCCCCUGUGGAUUUGAGCAAAACCCUUUUUUGCUUAACUGCUAGUAUCGUCUUCAGAUCUGCCUUGGGGCAGAGUUUCUUGGAGAACAAGCAUAUCGAUAAGGAAGGGAUCGAAGAACUGAUGCUUGAAGCUCACAGUAACAUGUCUUUCAAUUUAACUGAUAUGUUCCCCACUGCUGGUCUUGGAUGGUUCAUGGACUUUGUAUCAGGGCAACGUAAGAGACUUCAUGAUGUUUUCACGGAGGUUGAUACUUUUCUAAAUCAUAUAAUAGAUGAUCAUCAAUCCAAGAACUUCACACAAGAUCGUCCUGAUUUCAUCGACUACCUCUUAGAAAUGAUACCGAAACAAGAAGAAAAUGAAUCUUUCAAGCUCACCAUUGAUCAUCUCAAAGGAAUCAUCCAAGGCAUAUAUCUUGCUGGAGUAGACACAAGCUCCAUCACCAUGAUUUGGACGAUGGCAGAGCUCGUUAGAAACCCUAGAGUGAUGAAAAAGGUACAAGAUGAGAUCCAUAGUUGCAUUGGAAUCAAACACAAGGAGAGAAUCACUGAAGAGGAUCUUGAUAAGCUUCAAUACUUGAAGCUUGUGGUGCAAGAAAGCUUAAGACUACACCCACCAGUUCCUCUAUUACUCCCCAGAGAAACAAUGAGUCAAAUCAAGAUUCAAGGCUAUGACAUUCCACCAAAAACCAUUCUAGUGGUGAAUGCUUGGUCGAUAGGUAGGGAUCCUAAACACUGGAAAGAUCCAGAAGAGUUUGUCCCGGAGAGGUUUAUCACUACAAGAAAACACACCGAAUUCCGACGGAUCUUC